GGACCAAACACGCUCAGUAUAAAAACCCUGUUCGGGUCCAGACUCAGCUGUGUCCAUCCAGAGCUGUUCUGAUCUGCACAGGAGGGAUCAUGAAGUGUCUGCUCGCCGUUCUGCUCUGCGUGGUGCUCGCAGAGGGGAUCGUCAAGAUCCCUCUGCGGAAGCACAAGUCCAUGCGCCAGGCCCUGAGAGAGAAAGGGCUGCAGAUCCCGUACCAGGACCCGGCUCUCAAGUACCGGCCCUACGAGUUCGCCGGCUCCGCUAACAUGUACAUCAACAACUACGCUGAUACGACCUACUACGGGCCCAUCACUGUUGGAACGCCCCCCCAGUCCUUCCAGGUGCUUUUUGACACCGGCUCCUCCAACCUGUGGGUGGACUCUGUCUACUGUAACACUCAAGCCUGCACCUCACACACACGGUUCAACCCCCAGCAGUCCUCCACCUACUCUUCCACCAGUCAGACUUUCUACCUUCCAUAUGGAGCUGGAAGCCUGAACGGAGUCUUCGGCUACGACACCGUCAAUGUUGGCGGCAUCGUGAUCACCAACCAGGAGAUUGGACUGAGCACGAAUGAGCCCGGUCAGAAUUUUGUGGUGGCCCAGUUUGACGGCAUCCUGGGUCUGGCCUACCCAUCUCUGGCCGCUGGGGGAGAGACCCCCGUCGUGGACAACAUGAUCUCUCAGAACCUGCUGAGUGCCGACGUGUUUGCCUUCUACCUGUCCCGGGGCGGUCAGCAGGGCAGCGAGCUCUCCUUCGGAGGCGUGGACACCAACAUGUACCAAGGCCAGAUCUACUGGACCCCUGUCACCUCUGAGACCUACUGGCAGAUUGGCGUUCAAGGAUUCCAGAUCAACGGCCAGGAGACCGGCUGGUGCUCCCAGGGCUGCCAGGCCAUCGUGGACACAGGGACCUCCAGCCUGACAGCCCCAAGCCAGCUCAUGAGCGGCAUCAUGCAGGCCAUUGGAGCUCAGCAGAACCAGUAUGGAGAGUAUAUGGUGGACUGCAGCCAGAUCAACAACUUGCCAACUCUCAGCUUCGUUAUCAGUGGGGUUUCCUUCCCCCUCCCUCCCUCUGCCUACAUCAGUCAGCAAAACCAGAAUGGAUACGAGUACUGCUCAGUGGGCAUCACCCCCACCUACCUGCCUUCUCAGAACGGCCAGCCGCUCUGGAUCUUCGGAGACGUGUUCCUCAGAGAGUACUACUCCGUCUACGACCGCGCCAACAACCAAGUGGGCUUUGCUACAGCUGCCUAAAUGACACCGGUCUGACGGACUGAAGUUUAUGGCCACAACACACUAAUAAUGAUCGCAAACACCAGCCAUUAGUAUUCAAUACAUGGCUUUACUUUCAAUUACCAACCAAAUUGUAAAUUAGACUCCAAGCCAAAGUACUGUAUAGUUUGAAACGUGACAUUAUUCCCUGUUUGAAAACUAAUACUCAAACACUGCAUCUAAAAAAUGCAAACUGUUCCUUUAAUUCAUUCUGAAGCAGAAUAAAGGUGAAAAUAUUCACUAUAA
Molecule: messenger RNA, 1517 nt
Organism: Betta splendens (Siamese fighting fish)
Lineage: Eukaryota; Metazoa; Chordata; Actinopteri; Anabantiformes; Osphronemidae
Product: gastricsin-like
Exons: 9
Coding region: 90-1253 (387 amino acids)
Biological process (GO): proteolysis
Molecular function (GO): aspartic-type endopeptidase activity
Source: RefSeq, a predicted model, not a curated record